AUGUCUGCCAUCUUUGCUUUCGCCAAAGCAACCGUCCCCACCGUUGCCACGGCCAUCGCUCCUUUUGCGGCCGUCUACUACUGGCCCAAGAAGUCGGAAGUCUUCUACUAUACACCCAAGAACUCGACGACUCCUCUCUUCAGUCUACCGCGACCUAAUAUCGCUGUUGGAGCCCCGAACUCUGUCCUCUAA
This is a messenger RNA of Fonsecaea pedrosoi CBS 271.37, 192 nucleotides long. RefSeq lists its product as uncharacterized. Bases 1 to 192 code for a protein of 63 amino acids. NCBI's taxonomy places the organism in Eukaryota, Fungi, Ascomycota, Eurotiomycetes, Chaetothyriales, Herpotrichiellaceae. The transcript has a single exon. The record is from RefSeq and is a predicted model, not a curated record.